Colletotrichum orchidophilum is the source of this 1452-nucleotide messenger RNA. RefSeq lists its product as uncharacterized. The record is from RefSeq and is a predicted model, not a curated record. The coding region runs from base 1 to 1452 and encodes 483 amino acids. Gene Ontology annotation, molecular function: acyltransferase activity, transferring groups other than amino-acyl groups. The transcript has a single exon. NCBI's taxonomy places the organism in Eukaryota, Fungi, Ascomycota, Sordariomycetes, Glomerellales, Glomerellaceae.
AUGGGUGGCAUCAGCGUCGUCCCCACCAUUCAUCUGGGCCCCCUGGACCAGAUCGCUCCUCGAAUCUACGUGCGAUCCAUCUUCAUAUUCAACCAGGACGAGGAAUAUAGCACUGCAGAGACAUUGAAGCAUCUCAAACUUCGGUUCCGAACCGCUCUUGCACGCUGGCCCUUCCUGGCAGGAGAGAUCCGCCCCGCCACAAACAGCCGUCGACCCAAUGAGUUGGAGCUUGCCUACGACCUGAACGACGCCCUAAUCGACCCUGACCAGCGACAGGAUAUCGUCGCCUACAGCUCAGUGACGAACCUCGAAGGUCUCGACUACCAAGAACUCAAGAAGCGUGGCAUGCCUCCUUCAUUCAUGGACAAGGAUGUCCUGUCCCUCUCCCCUAACCACCCAAAGCCGGGUGAAUCUUGCCCUCCUAUGACAAUGAAGAUCACAGAAGUUUCUGGAGGAGGCCUUUUUGUCUGCUUCUCAACGCACCAUGCCAUCUUUGACGGCGGCUUCAUCAAGGCGUUCCUCGAGUACUUUGGCCAGGGCGAUGAAGAAGACCCCUUGAGCGUCUUUGUGGACGAGCACAAUAAGCGUCCCAGCAUGAUCCCAUACGUUACGACCGACAUUGAGAAUACUCUGUUCCCCGAGUACGACUUCACCACGAAUGGCACAGUCGCUGGCACCAACACUCUGUCCGAGAAGCCCCCGAGACCUGUCUGCGUGCUCUUCAGCAUCCCAAACGCAACCCUUUCCGACCUCCAUGGACAAGCACUGACCCAUGUCCGUGAAAAGCACGGCGACAAAGCCUUCGUCUCCAAGGCCGACACCCUCUCCGCCAUGAUCUGGGUCCACGUCACCAGGUGCCGCCUCAUACACCUCUCCCAGCAUGACCAAACCUCCUUCACUAUCACCGCCGACGCCCGCCCACGUCUUUCUCCGGCCUUCCCUGCAGACGCAUGGGGCAAUGUAUACACACAAACCAGCAGCGUUGCUAAGGUAGAGGACCUCAUCCAGACCUCAGCCUCUGGCACCCUGCCCCCCAACGCCGUACCUGCCAUCCUUGACGCCUCCUGGCGUGUCCGCCAGGCCAUCAGCCAGGCGAGCACACCGGGCUAUAUUCCAGCCCGCAUUGCGCUCGCCUCGUCCCUUCCUGACCCUACAAUGGAAGGGCAGGCCUUCAAGAAGGCGCUGCGGCCCGACCACGCUGGUCUGGGCUGCAGCGUCUGGACGCACAUGGGCGCCGAUGUGGACUUUGGUAUCCCGGGCACGAAGGGUAGGGCGGACUACGUGCGCAAGACGUGGUCUGCCAACGACGGCUCGAUGAACAUUAUGCAGCGUCGUGGUAUCACCAAGGGAGAGGCGCCCUGGGAGGUUCUCCUGGCUCUGAGAGAGGACGAUAUGGAGCGGAUCUGUGACCCUAAUGAGCUUGGUCGCUGGGCAUCUACUUGGUGCGCCUGA